Messenger RNA from Micropterus salmoides (largemouth bass), 1463 nucleotides. RefSeq names its product exocyst complex component 1-like. Gene Ontology annotation, biological process: Golgi to plasma membrane transport; exocytosis. Gene Ontology annotation, cellular component: exocyst; plasma membrane. NCBI's taxonomy places the organism in Eukaryota, Metazoa, Chordata, Actinopteri, Centrarchiformes, Centrarchidae. The record is from RefSeq and is a predicted model, not a curated record. Gene Ontology annotation, molecular function: phosphatidylinositol-4,5-bisphosphate binding.
AUAUUUGAGCAGGUCCUCAGUGAGCUGGAGCCUCUGUGUCUUGCAGAACAAGACUUCAUUAGCAAGUUCUUCAAGCUGCAGCAGCACCCGACAGUUACACCCCCUCUUGCUCAGCCUGAAACAGAGGAAUCAGAUGGAGGCAUGCUGUCAAGAGUGCCUGCCCAGGCUGAACACAGAUACUCCAUGUCAUCAGAGAAAGACAUGGUGCGGCUGAUGAUGAACAAAAUCUUCCAGAGCAUCGAGACGGAGCUCAACAGUCUCAUUGCUCUGGGCGACAAGAUAGACAGCUUCAACUCUCUGUACAUGCUGGUGAAGAUGAGUCACCAUGUGUGGACAGCUGAGAACGUUGACCCGGCGUCUUACCUCAGCACUACUUUGGGAAAUGUGCUGGUCACUGUCAAGAGGAACUUUGACAAAUGCAUUUCUGGACAGAUCAGACAGAUGGAGGAAGUGAAGAUUUCUAAGAAAAGCAAAGUUGGGAUCCUGCUUUUUGUUACUGGCUUUGAGGAGUUUGCCGAGCUGGCUGAAACAAUCUUCCGUAACGCAGAGCGCAGAGGGGACCUGGAUAAAGCUUAUGUCAAACUUAUCAGGGCUGUCUUCAUGAAUGUGGAGAAGGUGGCCAAUGAAAGCCAGAAGACGCCGCGGGACGUUGUGAUGAUGGAGAACUUCCACCACAUCUUUUCCACACUGUCACGUCUAAAGAUCUCAUGCCUGGAGGCUGAGAGGCGAGAGGCCAAGCACAAAUACACAGACCAUCUGCAGUCUUAUGUGAUCAACUCUCUGGGCCAGCCUCUGGAAAAACUAAAUCAUUUCUUUGAAGGAGUUGAGGCACGUGUAGCCCAGGGCGUUCGCGAGGAGGAGGUGAGCUACCAGCUGGCCUUCAACAAACAAGAGCUGCGUAAAGUUAUCAAAGAGUAUCCUGGCAAAGAGGUGAAAAAGGGACUUGACAACCUCUACAAGAAGGUGGACAAACAUCUGUGUGAAGAAGAGAGUCUGCUACAGGUGGUGUGGCACUCCAUGCAAGACGAGUUCAUCCGUCAGUACAAGCACUUUGAAGAUUUGAUCGGCAGAUGCUACCCUGGAUCUGGAAUCACCAUGGACUUUACCAUCCAGGACAUGUUGGAGUACUUUUCCAGCAUUGCUCAGUCUCAUUAGUCUAACUGCUAUGCACUAUGAUUCACUACUGCCUCACACAGGCAAGAGAUACACUAGCUACUCACAAACUACCCUCUAUUGUUGUUUUGGACAAUGAGCAUUUCUUCUCUGUGUGCGCCUGUGUAUUUUAAUGAAAGGGAUUUGUACACUGGACAGUGGUCAUGCAGAUAUCUCUGCAUUGUGUGUGUGCGCCUGUUCAUUUGAGGUUCAACACCUCUCUGCUCUAAAUACUGAAUUGAUUAUGUUAUAUUUUUGUUAUGUCUUUAUGCCAUAUGUACAUAAUAAAUUUGCAGUUGCCGACCCAUUCA